Molecule: messenger RNA, 1763 nt
Organism: Bombina bombina (fire-bellied toad)
Lineage: Eukaryota; Metazoa; Chordata; Amphibia; Anura; Bombinatoridae
Gene: CA8
Product: carbonic anhydrase 8
Exons: 9
Coding region: 64-912 (282 amino acids)
Molecular function (GO): zinc ion binding; carbonate dehydratase activity
Source: RefSeq, a predicted model, not a curated record
UAAACUCCGCUCUCUCAGCUUCACACUCAGAGCAACAGGAGAAGAGCCACGGCCAGGACUGAGAUGGCUGACAAAGCUUACAGUGACAGUUCAAUUCUGCAGUCUGACAAGGAGAACCAGGAGUGGGGCUAUGAAGAAGGUGUUGAGUGGGGUUUGCUUUAUCCAGAAGCAAAUGGAGAAUACCAGUCUCCUAUCAACAUAAAUUCAAGAGAAGCCUUAUAUGACCCUUCAUUAUUAGAAGUACGACUAAUUCCAAACUAUGUUGUCUGCCGUGACUGUGAAGUGAUUAAUGAUGGCCAUGCAGUGCAAAUAAUGCUAAAGUCUAAAUCAGUUUUAUUAGGUGGUCCUCUUCCUCGUGGUCAUGAAUAUGAACUUCAUGAAGUUAGAUUUCAUUGGGGUAAAGAAAAUCAACGAGGUUCUGAACACACUGUUAAUUUCAAAGCAUUCCCAAUGGAGCUACAUCUCAUUCACUGGAAUUCUACUCUGUACAGAAAUAUUGAUGAAGCAAUGGGGCAAAUACAUGGAAUUGCUAUUAUUUCAUUAUUUGUGCAGAUAGGGAAAGAACAUUUAGGGCUCAAAGCCAUCACAGAAAUUCUCCAGGAUAUCCAGUAUAAGGGGAAGUCAAAAACAGUACCUUGCUUUAAUCCUAAUACAUUAUUACCUGAUCCACUUCUCCGUGAUUAUUGGGUAUAUGAGGGGUCUCUUACUGUACCACCAUGUAGUGAAGGAGUCACUUGGCUAUUAUUCAGAUAUCCAUUAACAGUCUCUCAAGCACAGAUUGAAGAAUUUAGGAGGUUGAGAACACACAUAAAGGGAGCAGACCUUCAGGAUGGCUGUGAUGGAAUACUGGCAGAUAAUUUUAGGCCAACCCAACCACUUAGUGACAGAAUAAUCAGAGCUGCUUUCCAGUGAACAAAAGGGAUUUUUUUUAUUUACACAAAAACAAUCGAAAACCACACUCCAAAAAUUAAUUCCCACGUUGGAACCCAUGGCUGUGCCUUGGAUCUGAAGCUGAUCAUUAUCUUCAAAUAGAAAAUAGUUACAAUAGAGAACUAGCAAAAAAAAAUCAAUUUGUGCCUAAUCAUAAUGGCCAUCCAAGCCUAAUACAGCUCUAACAGCACCCAUCCCACUCUCAUUAGUAAUGGACGUGUAGAAAACUCUCUACGUCCAGACUAAACAAAAGGAAUUUAUCUGUAUUUAAACCCAAGGACUCUAUUUUCAAUAGGAAAUCACUGGUAUCCUUAAUAAUGGAGUUCCAUAACUCUACAAAAGGUCUCAAAAUACGAUCCAAAAAGAUAGAAACAUUAGUUAAAAUAGGGCCUGUACUGGCAACGAUAGGACGUCCAGGGGUAGUCUCUUGAUUCUUAUAAAUUUUGAGGUGGGGGGGUGUAUAAAACAGGGCUAUGAGGAUGGUCUACUUUCAAAAAUGUAAAUAUCCCUUUAUCUAUAAGAUUAUUCUCUAAUGCUAUCUGGGAAAUCCUUUUCAAUUUCUUAAAUUUUCCAUUCCCAAUUGUUGUUUAAUUUCAUCUAUAUAAUAUGUCCGCUCUUUUUAAAAUUAUUUAAUUUCUAGAUUUUAAUGAGUUAAUGUCUUUCAAAUCCUGACUAAGAAAAUUAUUAUUUUUAAAGGAAUUACUAUACUUUCUUUGACUCAUUUUGUUAUGUUUUCUAAACCGUAACUGUUCUGCAUCAUGUUUAGCCAAGUUAAUAAAAGUUUCAACACUAUGAUUUGACUGUGGAGAAAUAAACAAAUUUUUAUUCCUAAA